This is a messenger RNA of Macrobrachium nipponense, 6791 nucleotides long. RefSeq names its product papilin-like. The transcript has 30 exons. The record is from RefSeq and is a predicted model, not a curated record. Bases 1 to 6330 code for a protein of 2109 amino acids. NCBI's taxonomy places the organism in Eukaryota, Metazoa, Arthropoda, Malacostraca, Decapoda, Palaemonidae.
AUGAGAUGGUUCCCUGACAACUCUAAGCUGGCUGCUCUCAACUUUACACCAUGUAGCCAACAACCUCUGCGUAGAGCCAUUCCGUGUGGCUCAAUUCUAUGUGCUGGACCUGGGACUGGCUGUUUUGACACUUGUGACGGAGGCCUUUCUCCUGCGUCUGGUGGUACUAAUAACUGUGUAGGUGUUGGUCAAGGAUGUAAAUGCUGUAGUGGUGUAACAACUACUACAAGUACUUCAACCUCUACAAGUACCUCCACUUCUACUAGUACUUCAACCUCCACAAGUACUUCAACCUCCACAAGUACUUCCACUUCCACAAGUACUUCAACACCUACCAGCACUUCCACAAGUACUUCAACACCUACCAGCACUUCCACAAGUACUACUUCCACAAGUACUUCAACGCCUACUACAACUACUUCCACUUCUACAGAUACUACUUCAACUUCCACAAGUACUUCCACAAGUACAAGUACAUCAACACCUACCACAACUACUUCCACUUCCACAAGUACUUCAACACCUACUACAACUACUUCCACUUCUACAGAUACUACUUCAACUUCCACAAGUACUUCAACACCUACUACAACUACUUCCACUUCUACAGAUACUACUUCAACUUCCACAAUACUUCAACUACACCACCACUUCCACAAGUACUUCACACCUACUUCAACUACUUCCACUUCUACAGAUACUACUUCAACUUCCACAAGUACUUCAACACCUACUACAACUACUUCCACUUCUACAGAUACUACUUCAACUUCCACAAGUACUUCAACUCCCACCACCACUUCCACAAGUACUUCAACACCUACUACAACUACUUCCACUUCUACAGAUACUACUUCAACUUCCACAAGUACUUCAACACCUACCAGCACUUCCACAAGUUCUACUUCCACAAGUACUUCAACACCUACUACAACUACUUCCACUUCUACAGAUACUACUUCAACUUCCACAAGUACUUCCACUUCUACAGAUACUACUUCAACUUCCACAAGUACUUCAACACCUACCAGCACUUCCACAAGUUCUACUUCCACAAGUACUUCAACACCUACCAGCACUUCCACAAGUUCUACUUCCACAAGUACUUCAACACCUACUACAACUACAUCCACUUCCACAGAUACCACUUCAACUUCCACAAGUACUUCAACUCCCACCACCACUUCCAUAAGUACUACCUCCUCAAGUACUUCAACACCUACCACAAGUACUUCCACUUCUACAGAUACUACUUCAACUUCCACAAGUACUCCAACUUCUACCACCACUUCCACAAGUACUGCUUCCACAAGUACUUCAAUGUCUACCAGUGGUACUACCACUUCCACAAGUACUACCACUUCCACAAGUACUUCAUCACCUAAUACUAGUACUUCCACUUCCAAUGGUACUACUACUCCCACAAGUACUUCCACUUCCAUCAUUACUUCAACACCUACCACAAGUACUCCCACUUCCAGUGGUACUACCUCUAGUACGAUUACUCCCACUUCCAGUGGUACUACCUCUAGUACAAGUACUUCCACUUCCAAUGGUUCUACUACUUCCACAAGUACGUCAUCACCUACCACAAGUACCUCCACUUCCAAUGGUACUACCCCAGCUACAACAAGUACUACCUCAGUUACCACAGCUACUGCCAAUUUCACAGGCACUACCUCAUCAACCACAAGUACUAUAAGUACAUCCAGUUCCACAAGUAAUACUUCUCUUACUACAAGUACUUCCUCUGCUGCCAAUACAACUACAUCAAAUUCCACUACUACCACUUCUAUAAGCGCUAGUUCACCAAACACAACUAGUACUGAUAAUACAAAUCACACUUUAACUACCUCCAGCUCUGUUACAAAUACCACAACCAGUACAAAUGCUACAUUACCUACCACAACCACUGCAUCUACAACCUCUGCAACUACAACUACCACAGCACCUUUCAUAAAUACUACAAGUACAACUUUUACACCAACUACCACAAUCUCAACAAGUUCUACUUCCUCCAGUUCUACUGCAGAAAGUAGUACAAGUGCAAAUACUUCAUCCACAACAACCACCACUUCGACUUCUACUUCAACAACUACCACUCCAACAACAGCAUCAAACACAACGCAGAGUACUUCCACAACAACGGUAUCAUCUUCUCAAUCAGCACCUCCCUCAUCAAGCCCAACUACUGAACCAGUUGGACCAACAGCUACUACAGGUGGACAAUGCCAAAUGGGUCCUCACUGCAUGAAGGACGAUGGUAUAUGUCGGAAGAUGUGUCAUGAAGGUGAGAAGGAGAUGUAUGACGGUUGUUAUGGAAACGGAUGCCGUUGCUGUGUCCCAUUUGCAGGUAAAGAAUGCCACAAAAGUCCCCAGUGCAAGAAUGAGAAUGGCAUAUGUCGGAAGGGGAUGUGCUAUGAAGAUGAGACUGAAAUCUCUGGAGGUUGUUAUGGACAUGGAUGCCGCUGCUGUGCUCCGUUUGUAGGCACAGUAUGUCAAAAUCUUCCUCUGUGCAUGGCUGGGAAUGGCACAUGUCGGAAAGGGAUGUGCUAUGGCUAUGAAAAGGAGAUUUCUUAUGGCUGUUCUGGAAACGGGUGUCGCUGCUGUGCUCCGGUUGAAGUUGAAAUAUGUCAGACUCUUCCUCUGUGUAUGGCUGAGAAUGGCACAUGUCGGGAGAGGAUGUGCUAUGACUAUGAGAAGGAGAUUCCUUAUGGUUGUUCUGGAAACGGGUGUCGCUGCUGUGCUCCGGUUGAAGGAGUUGAAGUAUGUCAGACUCUUCCUCUGUGUAUGGCUGGGAGUGGCACAUGUCGGAAGAGGAUGUGCUAUGGUGAUGAGAAGGAGAUUCCUCAUGGCUGUUAUGGAAACGGCUGUCACUGCUGUGCUCCGGUUGAAGUUGAAGUAUGUCAAAAUCUUCCUCUGUGUGUGGCUGAGAAUGGCACAUGUCGGAAGGGGAUGUGCUAUGGCUAUGAGCAGGAGAUUCCUUACGGCUGUUCUGGAAACGGCUGUCACUGCUGUGCUCCGGUUGAAGUUGAAGUAUGUCAAAAUCUUCCUCUGUGUAUGGCUAGGAAUGGCACAUGUCGGAAAGGGAUGUGCUAUGGCUAUGAGCAGGAGAUUCCUUAUGGCUGUUCUGGAAACGGCUGUCACUGCUGUGCUCCGGUUGAAGUUGAAGUAUGUCAAAAUCUUCCUCUGUGUAUGACUGAGAAUGGCACAUGUCGGAAGGGGAUGUGCUAUGGCGAUGAGAAGGAGAUUCCUUAUGGCUGUUAUGGAAACGGCUGUCACUGCUGUGCUCCGGUUGAAGUUGAAGUAUGUCAAAAUCUUCCGCUGUGUAUGGCUAGGAAUGGCACAUGUCGGAAAGGGAUGUGCUAUGGCUAUGAGCAGGAGAUUCCUUAUGGCUGUUCUGGAAACGGAUGUCGCUGCUGUGCUCCGGUUGAAGUUGAAGUAUGUCAAAAUCUUCCUCUGUGUAUGGCUGAGAAUGGCACAUGUCGGAAGGGGAUGUGCUAUGGUGAUGAGAAGGAGAUUCCUCAUGGCUGUUAUGGAAACGGCUGUCACUGCUGUGCUCCAGUUGAAGUUGAAGUAUGUCAAAAUCUUCCGCUGUGUAUGGCUAGGAAUGGUACAUGUCGGAAAGGGAUGUGCUAUGGCUAUGAGCAGGAGAUUCCUUAUGGCUGUUCUGGAAACGGCUGUCGCUGCUGUGCUCCGGUUGAAGUUGAAGUAUGUCAAAAUCUUCCUCUGUGUAUGGCUGAGAAUGGCACAUGUCGGAAGGGGAUGUGCUAUGGUGAUGAGAAGGAGAUUCCUCAUGGCUGUUAUGGAAACGGCUGUCACUGCUGUGCUCCGGUUGAAGUUGAAGUAUGUCAAAAUCUUCCUUUGUGUAUGGCUGAGAAUGGCACAUGUCGGAAGGGGAUGUGCUAUGGUGAUGAGAAGGAGAUUCCUCAUGGCUGUUAUGGAAACGGCUGUCACUGCUGUGCUCCGGUUGAAGAUGGAGAAUGUCAAAGACAUCCCAAGUGCUUGGAUGAGGGUGGCAUAUGUCGAAAGGGGACGUGCCGUGAUAGUGAGAAAGAAGUCAUGGGUGGCUGUUCUGGAAAUGGCUGUGUCUGCUGUGCUCCGUAUGAAGACUGUCAAAGCCUUCCAAAGUGCAUGGAUGGGAAUGGCGUAUGUGGGAAGGAGAUGUGCCUUGCUGAUGAGAAAGAGAUCCCUGGCGGCUGUUCUGGGGAUGGAUGUCACUGCUGUGCUCCGAUUGAAGACUGUCAAAGCCUUCCAAAGUGCAUGGCUGGGAAUGGCGUAUGUGGGAAGGAGAUGUGCCUUGCAGAUGAGAAAGAGAUCCCUGGCGGCUGUUCUGGGGAUGGAUGUCACUGCUGUGCUCCGAUUGAAGACUGUCAAAGCCUUCCAAAGUGCAUGGAUGGGAAUGGCGUAUGUGGGAAGGAGAUGUGCCUUGCUGAUGAGAAAGAGAUCCCUGGCGGCUGUUCUGGGGAUGGAUGUCACUGCUGUGCUCUGAUUGAAGACUGUCAAAGCCUUCCAAAGUGCAUGGAUGGGAAUGGCGUAUGUGGGAAGGAGAUGUGCCUUGCUGAUGAGAAAGAGAUCCCUGGCGGCUGUUCUGGGGAUGGAUGUCACUGCUGUGCUCCGAUUGAAGACUGUCAAAGCCUUCCAAAGUGCAUGGAUGGGAAUGGCGUAUGUGGGAAGGAGAUGUGCCUUGCAGAUGAGAAAGAGAUCCCUGGCGGCUGUUCUGGGGAUGGAUGUCACUGCUGUGCUCCGAUUGAAGACUGUCAAAGCCUUCCAAAGUGCAUGGCUGGGAAUGGCGUAUGUGGGAAGGAGAUGUGCCUUGCAGAUGAGAAAGAGAUCCCUGGCGGCUGUUCUGGGGAUGGAUGUCACUGCUGUGCUCCGAUUGAAGACUGUCAAAGCCUUCCAAAGUGCAUGGAUGGGAAUGGCGUAUGUGGGAAGGAGAUGUGCCUUGCUGAUGAGAAAGAGAUCCCUGGCGGCUGUUCUGGGGAUGGAUGUCACUGCUGUGCUCCGAUUGAAGACUGUCAAAGCCUUCCAAAGUGCAUGGAUGGGAAUGGCGUAUGUGGUAAGGAGAUGUGCCUUGCUGAUGAGAAAGAGAUCCCUGGCGGCUGUUCUGGGGAUGGAUGUCACUGCUGUGCUCCGAUUGAAGGCUGUCAAACCCGUCCACAGUGCAUGGCUGAGAGUGGCAAUUGUCGCAAGGGGAAAUGCAACAAUCAUGAGAAAGAGAUUCCUGGUGGCUGUUCUGGAGAUGGAUGUCACUGCUGUGUAUCUGAAGGCUGCAGACCCUCUGAGAGAUGCACGGGCAAGAAAGGCUUCUGCAGCACUGCAGAUGAUUGCAAGAUGGAGAAAGGGAAGUUCGUGGAGAAGUUCUGUGACGGCGGAUGUGGCUGCUGUGUGAAAACGAGGAAGCCGUGCAGAACCAAAUCCAGCUGCAAGAAGAAGGGCGGCAAGUGCCGUGAGAAGUGCAAGAGGGGCGAGAUCUCCAUCAAGAAAGGCUGCAGCGGCAAAGGUUGCACCUGCUGUGUCAAGAGCUUGGUUUGCCCUUCGUCCAAGGAGUGCCAGAAGAAGGGCGGUCACUGCUGCAGCAAGGAGAGCUGCGUUGGCGGCCGUUUCAAGAAGAAGCUGUGUAAGGGCACCAAAGGAUGCGGAUGCUGCUUGCCGAAAAAACCGGGCAAGUGCAAACUCAAGAAGCUGUGCAGAAGGGCAGAUGGCUUGUGCGCCUCCAAGUGCGGCGCUGGUGAAGUUGAAAUCCCCGGCGGGUGCAAGGGCAAGGGCUGCAAAUGCUGUUGCACGAUGCCCCAGGGCUUCUGCCCCCUCACGCCGAAGUGCAAGAAGAAAGGAGGGGUCUGCUGCGAGGAACACAAGUGUUCCGGAGGACCUUUCAUGCACGACUAUUGCGGUGAAGGAUGCGGAUGCUGCACGGGUAAAAUCCUGGUGCGCAAUGGCACGGAAGUGCCCGUUCCAGGAGCUGAUAAGGGCCAGAUGAAAACUAUCACAUUGAAGAAACACGGAAGUAGACGGAAAGGCGACAAAGGAGGACCAUCAAACAAAAGAGUUGGCAAAGGAAGACCAUCAAACAAGAGAGUUGUCGGUAACAGGAAACGGGCGGACGGGAAGAGAGCUCACGGCAGACGGAGGAAGAAUGGAAAGAAUGUGGAGAAGAAGAAGAAGAGGAAUAACAAGAGACACAAGAUCGCGAAGAAAGGAGGCAAGAAGGAGAAAGAACGAAGUGAGGAGGGUAGACAUCAGAAGCGAGGAAAAAAUGAGAAGAGCGUAAAUGAAAAAAAGGAAAAUAGACCGACAGGACGAGGAGAUAAGGACGCAAAACAGACAUAAGAACGGAGGCGACAAGAACAAGAGUGAUAUGGAGAAAGGAAAUCAACUGAGAGAAAAGACAAUAGAUGGGAAUAAAAGGAUGGAAAAACACGUACAAAAGAAAGAGGAAAGAGAAUAACCAAAAUAAGAAACAACACAAGACCAUGUGAGUUGACGAAGGUGUUUAAGUCGAUCAAUCCCUGAUUGGAUGAACAGAGACGUCCACAAAGAAAUAGCAAAGAAAGGAAAUACGCAAAGCAAGAAAGCAGGGACACACAAAGAUAAGACGAAAUGAGCAAACGCUUUGAAAAUCCGGUGAUGUUGCAUCCUAUCUGUGGGAUAGAACAGGGACUCUCCUGGCUGAGCGACAGGAGUUUUAUUUGUAUGAAGACAGUCGAAGAUAGAGAGUAGUAACCACAUUGUCCUGUGUUGAAGACUGCCAAAACUUUUUUUUCUCUCUUGUUUUAUCCGUUAUGACUAUG